AUGAAGGAGUAUUCGGAUAUGGCCAAGCCUUAUCUCUCUGGGUUGAAGCUACCUAUCGAGCAAGCUGUGCCUUGGGAGAAAAAGAGAGGCGAGGCUAGACAGGAUAACAAGGUCAUCAUCGUUGAUCGCUUGAAGCGAGCGCUGCACCUCGUCCCUCAUUUCCACAGUUUCCGACAAAUGCGAGCAAAGUUCGGUUCGUUCAUGCUAAAGGAUUAUCGAAAGACCGAAGAUGCAGAUAGCCCACUUCUGUAUCCUGACUUCCGUGACAUGAUCGCCGACACGAACACUGAAGGCCGCCUGCUUCCCGGACUACGACUUUCACAGAAUCAGAUCAUCAGCCGCGUCAUGGGCGCAGGACAUCUCCUCGUGCCCGCGGGUACUAUGCCACUUCGUUGCCUUACGAAGAUCCAGCCCCGAUUCUCGGCCUGUUUCGAAUACAAGAUCAAAAACAAUCAUGCUGUGCGCAUUGAAGCGAACUAUUCGCUGCCGCGCGGAAGCGAAGAAUUCGAGAUCAAUGAUAUUCGUUGCUUCAAGCCUCGGAGUAUUGGGGGCCCUGGAGAACUGGAAAUGCCGAUGCAAAUCGGCAUGAUUGACUUUGAAAGAUCCGACUGGCAAAUAGAGAUCAAAGCACUGGAAAUGCUAGAAGAAGAGGACACACCUCCCGAGGUAGAGGCUUUCAAGCGCAAGCUGAGCUUCGUGUGGAACGAGAGUGCCCACAGCAUCACCUCUGUGCCAGAACGCAUGUCAAAGUUCCCUCUUGGUGCACCGCUGAGCUGGUUUGUUGAGAAGGCUGCGAUUGAGUUUCACGUCAGAGGAACCAACCUUGUGUUUGAGCUCGCCCGCUUCGUGAAGUACACUGUGACCAACGGCAGGAUUUUAAAGACUCUCGAUGUGUCUUGGGGCGGCUCGCUUUUCGAUCCCGAUUGGGAUGUCAUGCUCGGUGAAAAUACUGAGCUCGACGGCAACCAGUUCACGCGAGAGGCUUGCCUCUCUACAAUUUUCCCGCCGGCCGAAGGAGCGGAGGUUGAUGAGGAUGUGCAGCUUGGUGUGUUCAUGAGUGCGCUGCGGCAGAUUGCCCGGGUGUUAGGGUCUCCUGACUUUGCCGUGACCAAUGUCCUCGAUUGCGACGUUGGCACUUUGUUCUAG
Messenger RNA from Penicillium canescens, 1146 nucleotides. RefSeq lists its product as uncharacterized. The record is from RefSeq and is a predicted model, not a curated record. The transcript has 3 exons. Lineage: Eukaryota; Fungi; Ascomycota; Eurotiomycetes; Eurotiales; Aspergillaceae. The coding region runs from base 1 to 1146 and encodes 381 amino acids.